AUGCGUCAUUUAGUAUCCAUAAAGGACCUCUCCAGUGAGGAAUUCGCCGUUCUAGUAGACAGAGCUGCUCACUACAAGAAAGUUUUCAAAGCCGGGAAUUUGAGCGAGAGCCAGAAAAACCAUGCCAAGCUAAUCGGUAAAACUAUCGCACUCGUGUUCUCCAAAAGAUCGACCCGUACCAGAAUCUCCACAGAGGGCGCUGCUGCCUUUUUCGGUGCCCAGCCCAUGUUCCUUGGCAGAGAGGACAUUCAGCUAGGUGUGAACGAGACUUUCCACGACACAACCAAGGUCAUCUCGUCAAUGGUGUCCUGUAUUUUCGCCCGUGUCAACAGACAUUCAGAAAUCCAGCAACUGGUUAAGCACUCAUCGGUUCCUAUCGUAAAUUCGCUGUGCGACAAGUUCCACCCUCUACAAGCAAUUUGCGACCUUCUGACCAUAAAGGAACAUCUCGACUACACAAAGAACAAACUCAAGGUAGCCUGGAUCGGUGAUGCGAAUAAUGUCAUUAACGACAUGGCCAUAGCAUGUUUGAAAAUGGGCAUCGACGUGGCCAUUUCAACACCACACGGGAUCGAAAUGGAUCAAGAUAUCAUCGAUGCUGGUUUGGAGAUCGCCAAAAGCAACGGCACAAAACUAGAAUGUACACACAACUCGAUAGAAGCUGCCACGAAUGCCGACGUUCUCGUCACUGACACAUUUAUCUCCAUGGGUGAAGAAUACGCUAAGGCUACAAAGCUAAAACAAUUCCAAGGCUUUCAAGUAAAUUCUGAAGUAUGCUCGCACGCCAAGCCUAACUACAAGUUCAUGCACUGUCUCCCAAGACACGAGGAGGAAGUAAGCGAUGACAUCUUUUACGGUGAGCAUUCCAUUGUAUUCGAGGAAGCAGAAAACAGACUUUACGCUGCCAUGGCGGUGAUCGAUGUCUUCGUGAUCAACAAGGGCGACUUUAGCGCUGGCCACGACUCAGUUUCGAAUUGA
Messenger RNA from Lachancea meyersii CBS 8951, 978 nucleotides. The record is from the annotation of a GenBank genome assembly. NCBI's taxonomy places the organism in Eukaryota, Fungi, Ascomycota, Saccharomycetes, Saccharomycetales, Saccharomycetaceae.